AUGUCGGUUUCCUCUGCCUCUUCCUCUUUAAGCAACCGCCCCCCCUCGCGUCGCCUUUCCCUUCAUGUACAGGAGCUGAAGCAGCAAAAGCAGCAGCAGCAAGGCCGAAACGCGCCGGAGCUGCAGCAGCAGCACAAGAAGCAGCAGGGCGAACAGCAGCAGCAGCGAGAGCAGCAGCAAGAGCAGCAGGAGCAGGAAAAUGCUGCCCCCGCGACUUCUUGGAACUUGACGGACGCCAGCGCUGCAGCGGCCACCUUGCUGAAUGCGCGCUGCGUGCUGGUGGUGCCUGGCUGGGGCCUUGCGCAAAGUCGGUGUGGGGCGGAGUUCGCGGAGACAGUGAAGCUGCUGCUGCUGGGGUCCUGCGUGGAGAUAGGCGUGAGUCCCAUAGCGGGAUUGUUUCCGGGCCACAUUUCUUUGUUUCUGCAGGGCGUGCCGGAGCGCCUAAUAAAGACAGGCGGAGAGGUCGUGGAGAUGCUGUUCAAGUACGACGCGUGCCUCAUUGUCGGCGCCAACGACGUGGUUAAUCCCACUCUCACUCAAGACGGAAAGUCUCUGAAGGGGGCCAUAAUUGAGGCCUGGAGAGUGCCCAGGGUUGUGGCCCUGCGCCGCUCGCAGGGGCCCCGGGGGCCCCUUGGCGGCAAGAACAACAACCCCACCUUUUUGCGGCCCAACGUCUGCGUCUUGCCUGGAGACGCGAAAAAGUCCCUCGCGGCAAUCAACGAGGCCUUGAGGCAUCUGGGCAGGGGCGUGGGGGAGGGCAGGGGCUGGCCGCCCAUUAGAGUCUACGGGGACUUAGACGAAGACCCCACAGCCCAGCCUGUCUCCCACUGGCCCCCGCCCGUGCUGACUGUGGGGGCCCUGCGGGACCAGGUGGGAGGCGGGAUCGUCCCCCUCGAUCCCAGGGGGGUCCAGCGGCUGCGGGCCAUGGGGUUUAGGGUUUUGGUAGAAAGGGACUUAGGGGAAGAGGCCGCCACGGUCCCCACGGCUGAGGCGACCUCGGGAGCUCUCACGGCCAGCGGGGGCCCCGGGGGCCCCGGGGGCCCCUGCACUUACUCUUCUCUAGAGUACACAAUGGCGGGCGCCGAUGUUUGCGAUUUGGAAGAGGUGCUUCGGGCUGAAGUCCUCGUGCACCCAACUAUACCCCCCCUGGACUACUUUAUGAAGGCAGGCGGCCCCGCAAACGGAAGAGCAGCAAAUGCUGCAGCAGCAGCAGCAGGCGGGGGCAAAGGCAGCGUGCUGAUAUGCAGCAUUCCUCCGGGGCGCCCUUGUCCGCUGCUGCCGGCCUUGAGUGCGGCGCGCUGGUCUGUGCUUUCCCUUAGUGUCUCCUCGCCGUCUCUCCAGGCCCGCGGGGUUGCUGCUGCUGCUUCUCUCGAAGCCUUGCGAGGCAGCAAGGCGCUGCUGCAGUGCCUCUACGCGCUGCCGCGGCUGGUGAAGGGCCUCACAACUGCUGCAGGGCGCAUCGACCCCGCCAUGGUGCUGGUCCUGGGCGCGGGCGUUGAGGGGCUGCAUGCAGCAGCAGCAGCCUACAAGUCUGGCGCUAAGGUGUAUGUGGCUGACCCCCGAAUUUCCGCAAAGGCAGCAGUGGAGUCCAUUGGUGCGGUUUUUCUUUCUGUCCUUCUCCGUGUCUCUUCUUGGGAGGCCCUCAGCAGAUUUCCCCAGGUGGUUGGAACCCUCCGUGCUCUGGUUCAGAAGAGCGACAUAGUUGUUUGCGCCCCUCGCGGGCUGGACGGGGGCCCCCCAGGCGAGUUCGAGGGGGGCCCCCCUCAGCUGGUACCCGAAGAGUGGAUGGAGGGCAUGAAGGCCGGCGCUGUGGUCAUCGACAUGCUGGGGGGGCACCCAGAUGCUGCUCCAGGUUGGUUUGGCUGUGUGCAAAGGAGCCCCCAAGGAGAGCCCUUGGAGACGGGGCCCCUCUCCCCAGGGAUCAUGCAGGGGCCCCCUGUGGGGGUCACUGUGCUGGAUGGCAGCAGCCUGCAGCAGCUGAUGCCGAAGGAGACGUCGCGGAUUCUCUCUGAAAGUGUCUGCAACCUGCUGCAGCAACUGAAAAGUCCCGAAGCAUUGUCUUUGUCUCUGCCAGAUGAGACCGACCCUGUGCUGCACAGCCUGCUGCUACUUGACCGGGGUGACCCCCUCCCCCCCAAAGCCCACAGCAUUUUCAGGGGCCGCCGCACUCUGUCGCAGCUCAAACUGGGCAGCAGCAUUUCAGGGCACUCGCGGCAGAGCUCUGUCUCCUCAGAUGCAGCCAGUGCCUUCUUCCAAAAGUCGUAG
Eimeria necatrix is the source of this 2265-nucleotide messenger RNA. RefSeq names its product Protein NNT-1, related. The transcript has a single exon. Gene Ontology annotation, molecular function: NADP binding; NAD binding. Lineage: Eukaryota; Apicomplexa; Conoidasida; Eucoccidiorida; Eimeriidae. Gene Ontology annotation, biological process: NADPH regeneration. Bases 1 to 2265 code for a protein of 754 amino acids. Gene Ontology annotation, cellular component: mitochondrial inner membrane. The record is from RefSeq and is a predicted model, not a curated record.